This is a messenger RNA of Peronospora farinosa, 678 nucleotides long. The record is from the annotation of a GenBank genome assembly. Lineage: Eukaryota; Oomycota; Peronosporomycetes; Peronosporales; Peronosporaceae.
AUGUUCGAACGCAGUCCAGAGAUGGAGAAAUCGCUUGAGAAGUUCAAGGAAGCUGUCAAGCACAUGCUGGUGGGUGCCAGCAUGGCUGGCGCUACAGGAGCUACAGUAGGCGCAGUAUUGGCGGCGUUACGCAAUGAGAAUAUUAAAUUUUAUGCUGCAUCCAUGGGCUCGAAUUUUUUCUUACUUUCUUCGACAUACAUCGCUUUUGAGGAGGUGAUCACGGACAAACGAGGUGGAAAGAAGGAUUGGAUUACUGGUGCUACCGCUGGCACAAUUACUGGUGGAUUUUACGCCGGUUUGAUCGGCGGUCGGUUUCGUGGUAUACAGGGUGCCGUUGCCGGCGCUGCAGUAGGAUCCGCCGUCAUUUUUGGUCGCGAGAAGUUUUCUAAGUGGCGCUUGAGUAAGGGCGUGAAACGGUACGAGGCCAAGUACGGCAAGGCUCCUGCUGUAUAUCACCCGACCACUGCUGUGCUUGUGGAGAGCCAAGGUCCUCCAAGAGAGCUGGCGUUUCCAUCUUUAUUGCCACAGAGCAUCAAGAUAUCGGAAAAGGAGAUUGAACGCCGUAUUGUAGCCCGUAUGGAUGAACUGCGGAAGGAAUUGCAAGAAGAAAAAGGAGAAGAAGCAGUCGAGGACAAAACGCACAAGAAGAUGAAUGUAUCCAAAGACACGGCAAAAUGA